Olea europaea var. sylvestris is the source of this 1567-nucleotide messenger RNA. RefSeq names its product probable serine/threonine-protein kinase PIX13. Gene Ontology annotation, molecular function: protein kinase activity; ATP binding. The record is from RefSeq and is a predicted model, not a curated record. Gene Ontology annotation, biological process: protein phosphorylation. The transcript is spliced from 6 exons. NCBI's taxonomy places the organism in Eukaryota, Viridiplantae, Streptophyta, Magnoliopsida, Lamiales, Oleaceae. Bases 132 to 1361 code for a protein of 409 amino acids.
UUGUGUGUGGGUAAAGAGAGACUGGCCUCCUUCCGACUUUGUUUCUCAUUUCCUUCCCAGAAAUAAUCCAAUAAGAAACCUUUGCUAAGAUAUAUCACUCUAAGAAGUAGACGAGAGAGAUAGAGAGAGAGAUGGGAAUCUGCUUUCCUAAGCCUACGGCGGCGGAGCGUAAGAUUUACAGCGGCGCCGACGCCAAACCUGCUGGUGCCACCCCAGUUCAUAGUCAUGCAAAGUCAAUCAAGAAUCCUAAUCCCCACGCCGCCACCACGAAUAUUGUUCAGCACCGUGCAUCGCCGCCUAACGGAGGCAGAAACGGCAAAGGUGUUCGGGCAAGUGGCCAUAUUAUUACUCCAAACUUGAAAAUGUUCACCUUUGCAGAACUGGAAAGUGCUACAAGAAAUUUCAGAGCUGAUAAUUUUUUGGGAGAAGGAGGUUUUGGAAAGGUUUUUAAAGGUUGGAUUGAUGAGAAAACUUACUCGCCUUCAAAAUUUGGUGUUGGAAUGCCUGUUGCUGUCAAGAAAUCAAAUCCAAAUAGUGAUCAAGGACUAAAAGAAUGGCAGGCAGAGGUAAAAUUUUUGGGAAAAUUUUGCCAUCCUAAUCUUGUGAAACUAUUAGGUUACUGUUGGGAGGAUAGACAAUUUCUUUUGGUUUAUGAAUACAUGGAGAAGGGAAGUUUAGAAAGUCACCUUUUCAGAAAGGAUGCAGCAGAAACUUUUCCUUGGGAUACAAGGAUUAAAAUAGCAAUAGGAGCAGCCAAAGGACUUGCAUUUUUGCACACAACCGAGAAGAAGGUUAUAUUUCGAGAUUUUAAGGCCUCCAACAUAUUGCUUGAUAGGGACUUCAAUGCAAAGCUUUCAGAUUUUGGAUUAGCUAAGUUAGGUCCGACGAACGGUAAAUCACACGUUACAACACGAAUUAUUGGCACAUAUGGAUAUGCAGCUCCUGAGUACAUGGCCACAGGUCAUUUAUACUUGAAGAGUGAUGUCUAUGGAUUUGGGGUGGUUUUACUCGAGAUAUUAACAGGCCUAAGAAUUUUUGAUACGAAUAGGCCCAAUGGAAAUCACAAUUUGAUAGAUUGGGCCAAGCCUUUCCUACCAAAUAAAAAGAAGUUGAAAAAAAUAAUAGAUCCAAGGCUGCAAAAUCAAUACCCUUCAAAAGGUGCAUCUCAAAUAGCAGAACUCAUACUUAGGUGUCUCGAGUCAGACCAGAAAUGCAGGCCAGACAUGGAAGACGUUUUGAAGAGUUUGGAACAAAUUAAUACAAUCAAAAUGAAAUUGAGAGAGUCAAAUUCCGAAGGUAGACACAAAAAGCAGCACGCGACUGACCAUCACGGCCGGUCUCCUCAUUUGACUUACCGGUAGCAAAAUAUGGAAACUUGAUUGGGUUAUCUAGCUUUAAUUUGUCUCAAUCAAAUCGUUAAACUUCAAUUUAUUGUCAAUGUCAAUCACUUCAUUUGUCCCCGUUAAUGAAUGUAAUGUCACAAUCCUACCUAGAAUUGGUUUCAUCAUGGCAAUUACUUUUCCUAUUUAUCUACAUGUAUAUCAUAACUUACAAUUUUGUUUACUAA